Limulus polyphemus (Atlantic horseshoe crab) is the source of this 2643-nucleotide messenger RNA. Its product is annotated as ring canal kelch homolog. Bases 1 to 2430 code for a protein of 809 amino acids. The transcript is spliced from 13 exons. Gene Ontology annotation, molecular function: protein binding. Lineage: Eukaryota; Metazoa; Arthropoda; Merostomata; Xiphosura; Limulidae. The record is from RefSeq and is a predicted model, not a curated record.
AUGAAUAACUCCGAACAAGCAAACACAUCUCCACAACAAAAUUGUAUUAUAAUCAAGAGUGAUGAAUCUAUCCGUAAACUUGUCGAAAGCUACUCUCCUACAAAGUCAUCAAAUAACAACAUCUCUUCUGUCAAUGGCGGUUAUAAAAAUAGUUGCCAUUAUCCAAUUGCUGACCAUUCUGCUGAAAGCGUAGAUGUUGUGCAAAAAACCAGCUCUGACUCUUUCACUAUUGAAAACCAUACAAAACAUUUCGCCAGGCUAGGAAUUCAUGCUGAAGGGUUAUGGAAAAGAAAUGUCAUGACUGACAUUUCAAUAAAAAUUAACGACAGAGUAUUUUACGGCCACAAGGCAGUUUUGACCUGUUUUAGCCUAUUCUUUAAAAAGAGACUUCUAACUAGUACGCUACCUAUUAAUAAGGUGGAACUGAUAGGGAUUAAUUCAGAACCCUUUGAUUGUUUAUUGGAGUAUAUGUACACCGGAAAGUUAAGAAUAACUCAUCAAAACGUAGUCGACCUUUAUAUGGCUGCUAAAAAACUUCAGGUAGAAGAGGUUCUUUACAAAUGUUUAGAGUCAAUAGAUAUAAGAAAGAAAGGAGCUCGACAUCCAAUAUUUGCUUAUUCAUCUGCAAAGAAACUUGGCCUUCAAGAUCAUUGGUUACGAGCCUAUCAAGCGAUUCAGGAGAAAUUUGAAGAAGUGGUAAAAAGUUCUGAAUUUUUAUCCCUUGGGGUAGAUGAAGUGUGUGAAAUACUGUCAACCGAUAUUAUUGGGACCUUCAGUGAACUGGUGGUGUUCCUGGCGGCCCUGAAAUGGCUAAAUCAUCAGUAUCCCGAACGGCAGAUACACAUUGUUAAAGUUAUGAGAUGUGUUCGCUUUUCCUUGAUGUCUCCAGAGGAAAUCCUUGGGUGUUUUAACCCUCCUCUAUUUAGCGAGAUACUUGAUUCAUCCGAAGUCUUUACAAUGCUUCUCACGUCCUCCUUAUAUAUCCUAGCGAAGGUGGAGAAGCAAGAGAAACGCUUCAAUGUAUUCGCAGCGCAACCGCGAAACUUCCUUCGUAAAGACACUUCUGUGAGAAAAUGGGACAAAUGUAUGAAAAGUUUUCCUUAUCGAUCGAAGUCUGAGUUAGAUAUGGCUGCUGUUACUAUACAAGCCCAUUUCCGAGGAUAUUGUACACGGAAAGAGUUAAAAUGGAGGCGAGAUGCAGCUGUGAGAAUACAAGCCAGCUAUAGAGGAUACAGUACUCGAAAAACGUAUAGUGGUUUUCUAGGCAAAGAACGGCGACUUGGAAGUGUGUAUUCCUAUACAGAUCCAUUUAAUCCGGAUCCAUGUCUCAACAUCUUGCUAGCUGCCAAAUCAAAUUGUGAAGAAGUUAUUGCCCCUGACUGGUUCAGCUACCCAGCUAAAGUAUUGUCAAGACUGGUCGGAUCAAUACAGAUGACAGAAACACCUGUUAUCUUAGCAACAGGAGGAAUCAACCCAGAAAAGACUUACCAGAUAGUAACUAGUACCUUGCUUUUACGAUACAAUCCACGAAAUACAAUAUUGGAGAGAUGUGAAAAAAUACCAUUACCUCGAAACCACCAUGCAAUGGUUGUGUUGGAAAAAUGUAUCUAUGUCAUUGGAGGAUGUGACUCAAGAGAUAUCCAUGUUGGAGUUCUUGUGGCUUCCAAUGCCUGUUUUCAGUACCACCUUACAACUAACAUAUGGAAAAAACUAAAUAACAUGAACCAUUGUAGAUUAUUUCAUGGAGCAGCUGCCUUGAAUGGAUUGAUUUAUGCUGUGGGAGGAAGAAAUGAUAAUGGAAAAGUUUUAUCAUCUGUUGAGACUUUCAACCCCAAAACUAAUAAGUGGGCUGAACUGGAUUCUCCAUUAUGUUGUCCCCGCAUGACCAUGGGAGUGGUGGCACACAAAGGUCUACUCUUUGUGGCUGGUGGUAUGAUACAGCUAAGCUCAAAACUGUACCAGACUGCUGAUGUGGAGGUUUAUAAUCCUGAAAGGAACAGAUGGUACUUCAAGAUAUCUAAACUUCCUUCACCUCGUUGUUUUGUUACUUUGGUGGACACUGGGACAAAACUCUUUGCUAUAGGAGGUGCCUCACAUAAUAGUUCUCUUCAGAGUUCUUGUGAUGUUUGUGUAUAUGACAAUGAAGCAAAGACAUGGGAGAAAACAAUAUCUUUGCCUUCACCAAGACACAGCGUGGCUGCUGCAUCUGUUGGUGAGAACAUUUAUAUAUUUGGUGGUUUGACAACAGCGGGUAUGAGAGCUUUAAAUGAAGUUUUGGUUUUGGAACCAACUUGUUCUAAAUGGAAGAAAGCAGGCUCUCUCCCCACUCCCAUGGUUGGAUUAGCUACUGUUACAAUCCCUCAAGAUGAGGAGUCAUUAGCCAAGUCACAACAACUGGAGAGUGAUGAAAUUACAAAAUUUAUCCUUUAGUUAAAUGAAAAAACAAUCGAAGUUGGCAUAAAAUUGUAACAAAAGAAGAAAUAUACUAAGUAAAUUGUCGAGAAACGUUUUGUGAAUCAAGAUUAUGAAAUGUUAUACUAUAAAUGCUUGAAACAUUUUGUUAGUAACAUUAUAACAUGCAAACUGUGGUCCUUAUUUUGGUUUUUAAAAUAUGUCAUUUUUGUAAGAUUAUCACUACCACAU